AUGCGCGAGGGCAAGAUUAUCUUCCCAGAAGUAACACGGACGUUCAGCCAAGGUAGAGGCCUCAACGCUGGUAUUUGUGGAGACUUAUAUAAUGGAGCGCAUGACGGAUUAUGCAGAAGCAGAUGUUUUGAAAUUGCAAGCCUUAUGCUGUACAUAAAAGGAUAUAGUUAUAAGAAUGGCAACUGGGCAAAAACAGAACUAGAUGCACGCUCCGGAGGCAAGUUUGGGGAAUAUUUACGGUGUACACUCGCGACUGAAGUUUUAGUACAGGUGUAUGGGCAAACUAGUGAUCAUAGGGAAAUAAUAGAGAAGGUCGAGCAACAAAUGCGGCAAACGCAUACAUCAGGGAAACAGACAUAUGAGCCAGGGGUUUGUGACGGCCAGGAUUAUGGGGCAGUAAUAUUCGGAGUAGGAGGUAUAGGAAGGGGCCUACAGCAGCGCAUAAACGAAUGGCAGCAGGGUUUGCCAGGAGGCAAAACAAGAAGUAAAUACGGUUCAGGGCAGUGGGGUCUUCCCGGCAGCUCGGGUUCAACCACAAUAUGCAUAGGAACCUCAACAACUACAAACAAUGUACCAACAGGUGGUGCUCCGACGCAGGAUACGGUAGACACGGGCCCGCAGGGCAUACCGGAAGAAACAAAACCGGAUGGGACGGAUCCCGCGUCAGCGGGUCCAGAUGGUCAACAUGAGCAUAAAGGUAAAGUUGUUGACACAAACGUACAAGCAACUACAGACGUCUCCGGGCAGCCCCUUGAUGAUAAGGAGUCGUCACCUGGGGAAAAACCUGGACGGGCACAAUCCCCGGAUAUCUCAACUCCGGUAAAGGAAGACCAAAACGUUGAUCCCGGAAAGACGAGCCCCGUCGAUCCAAAUGUUCAGGACGGUAAAACCCUUCCCGACAAUCCCAUUGAUGGCGGCAACGAUGACCCCCCACCACCGCCAGACCCGCCCAAACCAAAACCAGAAACCACGAACCCAGAUCAAUCGGGUAGUAGCGCCGGCGGCGGCCAAGGUAGCGAGGUAACUGUUCCUACCAAUAAUCAGGCUGAUCCGAAUACACCAAAAAAUGCGGGCAGUGGACAAGGCGACUUCACUUUAGAAAUAGCGCUUCCAACAGGAGGGGGCGAUGUGGGCGAAUCAUAUGGAACAGGUCCCACACCAGGUCCAAAGGGGAACCCUCCGCACAAUGUGGAACACGGUGGCCCCUUCUUCCCUGACCUAACCGCCGACGUCCUUACCGCCACUACUCCCGUGCUCUUCUUCCUGUCCGCCGUCACCGUCGCCCUCUUUGGUUAUUCUCUGUGGAAA
Molecule: messenger RNA, 1308 nt
Organism: Plasmodium fragile
Lineage: Eukaryota; Apicomplexa; Aconoidasida; Haemosporida; Plasmodiidae
Exons: 2
Source: RefSeq, a predicted model, not a curated record